This is a messenger RNA of Malania oleifera, 4341 nucleotides long. Its product is annotated as pleiotropic drug resistance protein 2-like. The transcript has 20 exons. Gene Ontology annotation, molecular function: ABC-type transporter activity; ATP binding; ATP hydrolysis activity. Gene Ontology annotation, cellular component: membrane. Lineage: Eukaryota; Viridiplantae; Streptophyta; Magnoliopsida; Santalales; Ximeniaceae. The record is from RefSeq and is a predicted model, not a curated record. Bases 111 to 4157 code for a protein of 1348 amino acids.
GGAGAUAAGAAAUGGAGUUCCUCGUUAGCUUUCGCUCUGAAAAUGAAAAUCAAUUAUUUUGCUAAAGCUAUAAAGAGAGGAAUCAUGAGGAGCAAGGGUGGGGCAGUUAGAUGGAGAGCAUUUUUAAGAUGGUGGAAGACGACAACGAGCAGUUUCUUCGGAGGAUUAGGGACCGGAUUGAUCAGGUGGGAAUUGAGAUUCCUAAGAUUGAAGUCCGGUAUGAGCAUUUGUGGGUUGAGGGAGAUGUGCUUGUUGGGAGCACAGCUCUUCCCACUUUGUUUAAUGCUACAUUGAACACAAUUAAGGGAGUUCUUGAAUUGAUUCGGCUUGCCCCGUCUGACAAGAGAGAAAUCAGGAUACUUCAAGAUGUUAGUGGAAUAGUGAAACCAUCAAGGAUGACCUUGCUUCUGGGUCCUCCAUCAUCCGGGAAAACGACAUUGUUGCUGGCACUUGCAGGGAUGCUUAGGCAGGAUCUUAGGGUAAGCGGGAAAGUCACCUACUGUGGCCAUGAACUGGGUGAAUUUGUUCCUCAAAGGACCUGUGCUUAUAUUAAUCAGCAUGAUCUUCACCAUGGAGAAAUGACAGUGAGAGAAACAUUGGAUUUUUCGGGACAGUGUUUGGGGGUUGGAAAGAGGGAUGAAAUGGUGGCUGAACUCUCAAAACGAGAGAAUGAAGCGGGAAUUGAACCAGAUCCUGAGAUGGAUGCAUUUAUGAAGGCCACAGCAGUGGCUGGCCGAAAAACCAGCUUGAUUACUGACUAUAUCCUCAAGAUGCUUGGAUUGGAUAUUUGUGCUGAUGUUUUGGUUGGAGAUGAGAUGAAAAGGGGUAUUUCAGGAGGACAAAAGAAGCGUGUGACCACUGGAGAGAUGUUAGUUGGACCGGCAAAGGCUCUUCUUAUGGAUGAAAUAUCAACUGGGCUGGACAGUUCCACCACUUUCCAGAUUGUUAAGUUCAUGAGGCAAAUGGUUCACAUAAUGGAAGUAACCAUGAUAGCUUCUCUUUUACAACCUGCACCUGAGACGUUUGAUCUAUUUGAUGACAUUAUCCUUCUUUCAGAAGGUCAGAUUGUUUACCAAGGUCCACGCAGGGAUGCCCUUGAGUUCUUCAAAUACAUGGGCUUUAAAUGCCCUGAAAGGAAAGGAGUUGCUGACUUCUUGCAAGAAGUAACUUCCAAGAAAGACCAAGAACAAUAUUGGUUUAGGAAGAAUGAACCUUACAGAUACAUCUCGAUUUCUGAAUUUGUGCUGGCAUUCAAUUCUUUCCACACAGGGCAACAGCUUUCAUCUGAUCUGGGGGCUCCUUUUGAUAGGUCCAGAACCCAUCCUGCUGCAUUGGUGACAGAGAAGUAUGGCAUCUCCAAAUGGGAACUGUUCAAGGCAUGUUUUGCAAGGGAAUGGCUGCUAAUGAAGCGAAACUAUUUUAUAUAUAUAUUCAAUGUCACCCUGUUUGCAAUUACAUCCUUGAUUGCCAUGACUGUGUUUUUUAGGACAGAAAUGCCACAUGGAAGUUUAGCAGAUGGAGGAAAAUAUUUUGGGGCACUGUUCUUCAGUCUCAUCAAUGUGAUGUUUAAUGGGAUGGCAGAGCUUCCAACGACAGUGUUUAGGCUUCCUGUCUUCUAUAAACAAAGGGAUUUCCUGUUCUAUCCUGCUUGGGCUUUUGGCUUAUCCAUUUGGAUCCUCAGGAUUCCUCUAUCUUUCAUCGAAUCAGGGAUAUGGACGGGUCUUACAUAUUACACAAUUGGGUUUGCUCCUGCUCCUAGCAGGUUUUUCAAACAGUUCUUGGCAUUUGUUUGUUCGCAUCAAAUGGCUCUCUCCCUAUUUCGGUUCAUUGCUGCAGCAGGAAGAACACAUGUUGUUGCAAACACACUGUCAACCUUUACCUUGCUAUUUAUGUUUCUACUUGGAGGAUUCAUUGUGGCCAAAAAUGAUAUUGACCCAUGGAUGAUAUGGGGCUAUUAUGUUUCUCCUAUGAUGUAUGGACAGAAUGCCAUUGUUAUUAAUGAAUUUCUAGAUGAAAGAUGGAGUGCGGCCAAUACAGACCGCAGGAUCAAUGAAACUACGGUCGGUAAAGUCCUUCUCAAGUCCAGAGGCUUCUUUGUAGAUGGCUACUGGUAUUGGAUUUGUAUCGCUGCAUUAGUGGGGUUUUCUGUUCUUUUCAAUGCUUUAUUUAUUGCAUCAUUGAUGUACUUAAAUUCUUUGGGUGGUUCAAAAGCUGCUGUCAUGGAUAAGAAUGAUGACAGAGAGAAGCUGUCCACUGGCCAACAUAGAACAGAGGAAUGUGAAGAAAAUGUGGUUGCUGCUGAUCAUGUGCCAAGAAGAGGAAUGAUUCUGCCCUUCCAACCGCAUUCGAUAGCAUUCAACCAUGUGAACUACUAUGUGGAUAUGCCUGCUGAAAUGCAGAGUCAAGGAGGUAAGCAAGAUCGUCUGCAACUGCUCAGAGACAUCAGUGGUGCUUUCAGACCAGGGGUAUUGACAGCACUAGUCGGUGUUAGUGGAGCUGGAAAAACUACCUUGAUGGAUGUCUUGGCAGGAAGGAAGACCGGUGGUUAUAUUGAAGGAAGUAUCUGCAUUUCUGGUUAUCCAAAGAACCAAGCAACAUUUGCUCGCAUUAGUGGUUACUGUGAACAAAAUGACAUUCAUUCACCAAAUGUAACUGUCUAUGAAUCUCUCCUGUACUCGGCCUGGCUUCGUCUUUCUUCUGAUGUAAAAGCAGAAACACGAAAGAUGUUUGUUGAUGAAAUUAUGGAGUUGGUUGAACUCAAAUCACAGAGGGAUGCUUUAGUUGGCCUUCCAGGAGUAGAUGGCCUUUCAAUAGAACAGAGGAAGAGGCUGACAGUAGCAGUAGAGUUGGUUGCAAACCCUUCUAUCAUCUUUAUGGAUGAACCAACAUCUGGCCUUGAUGCCAGAGCUGCAGCAAUCCUUAUGCGAGUUGUGAAAAAUGCAGUGGAUACAGGGAGAACUGUUGUGUGCACAAUACACCAACCGAGCAUAGACAUUUUUGAAGCAUUUGAUGAGCUGCUGUUAAUGAACAAGGGGGGACAAGUCAUUUAUGCUGGAUCCCUUGGUCGCAACUCUCACAGGCUUGUGCAAUAUUUUGAAGCUAUCCCAGGAGUUCCUAAGAUCCAGAAAGGUUACAAUCCUGCUGCGUGGAUGCUUGAGGUCAGUGCUCCUUCAGUUGAGGCUCAACCGGGUGUGGAUUUUGCAGAAAUUUAUGGCACCUCCUCCCUUUAUCAGAGGAAUCAGGAACUUAUAACAGAACUUAGUACUCCGGUGCCAGGUUGUAAUGACCUCUACUUCCCAGCCAAAUACGCUCAGCCAUUUGCCACUCAGUGCAAGGCUUGUUUCUGGAAACAGCAUUGUUCUUACUGGAGGAACCCACAGUUCAAUGCCAUCCGUUUUUUCAUGACAAUAGUUAUAGGAAUUUUAUUUGGUGUCAUCUUCUGGGACAAAGGGCAGAAGCUAUCCAAACAACAAGAUCUGAUGAAUCUCGUGGGAGCUAUAUAUUCUGCUGUGAUUUUCCUUGGAGGAACCAGUGCUUCUGCAGUGCAAUCUAUUGUUGCUACCGAGAGAACAGUUUUCUAUCGCGAGCGAGCAUCAGGGAUGUAUUCUGCACUGCCUUAUGCAUUUGCUCAGGUUUCUGUAGAGAUGAUAUAUGUCACAAUUCAAACUUUUGUUUACUCUUUUCUCCUUUUCUCUAUGAUUGGGUUUGAGUGGAAGGCAGACAAAUUCUUCUGGUUCUAUUACUACCUAUUGAUGUGCUUCAUCUAUUUCGUAAUGUAUGGUAUGAUGGUUGUUGCACUGACGCCAGGCCUGGAAGUUGCAGCCGUUGUGACGACCUUCUUCAUCAGCUUCUGGAAUUUGUUCUCUGGUUUUCUCAUUCCUAGAAUGCAAAUCCCUGUUUGGUGGAGGUGGUACUACUGGGCUUCUCCUUUAGCCUGGACAAUCUAUGGCCUCAUAACCUCUCAAGUUGGUGACAAAAAUGUUGAACUAGAAAUACCUGGAGCAGGUAACCUGCCACUGAAAACCUUCCUCAAGGGCAGUUUUGGUUUUGAUUAUGACUUCCUUCCAGCUGUUGCUGUAGCCCAUAUUGGCUGGGUUAUCCUCUUUUUCUUUGUCUUUGCCUAUGGCAUCAAGUUCCUAAACUUCCAAAGGAGAUAACGAACUUCAUUUCCAAACUGGCUAUUCUUGAAGCUAUAGGACUAUAUCCAGGCAAGAGGACUGUGAUUUCAGCAAAAGGGUGAAGGGGGACAAACAGUUAGCUCUUACUAUUUCAUUGUGUAAUUAUUCUCGCGUCCUAGUCUUUGCUUCAUUAUAUUAAUAAAUAAAUUUCUCCGCUGUCAAA